Fraxinus pennsylvanica is the source of this 4698-nucleotide messenger RNA. The record is from the annotation of a GenBank genome assembly. NCBI's taxonomy places the organism in Eukaryota, Viridiplantae, Streptophyta, Magnoliopsida, Lamiales, Oleaceae.
AUGGAGUGGGCCACAGUACAGCAUUUGGAUCUCAGGCAUGUGGAUCGGAGCUCCAAACUCUUUCAGCCUCACGCUGCAACAUUCCACCCGACGCAAGCUCUUGUUUCCGUCGCUAUUGGGACCCACAUCAUUGAAUUAGAUGCAUAUACUGGAUGCAAGAUCGCGUCGCUGGACAUAGGUUCGCCAGUCGUUCGCAUGGCUUAUAGCCCUACUGUUGGCCAUUCAGUGAUAGCCAUACUCGAGGAUUGUACAAUACGAUCUUGUGAUUUUGACAGCGAACAAACAUGUGUUUUGCAUUCACCUGAAAAGAGGAUGGAACAAAUUUCUACUGACACUGAAGUUCAUCUCGCCUUGACUCCUCUUCAACCUGUUGUGUUUUUCGGUUUUCAUAAGAAGAUGAGUGUGACAGUUGUUGGGACUGUGGAAGGUGGGAAAGCGCCGACAAAAAUUAAGACCGACCUGAAGAAACCCAUUGUCAAUCUUGCUUGCCAUCCUCGCCUUCCGGCUUUGUAUGUGGCUUAUCAAGAUGGUUUAAUUCGAGCUUACAAUAUCCAUACGUAUGCUGUGAACUACACACUACAACUUGAUAACACGAUUAAGCUGCUCGGUGCUGGUGCAUUUGCAUUUCAUCCUAUGUUGGAAUGGAUCUUUGUUGGUGAUAGACGGGGUACACUUCUUGCAUGGGAUGUUUCCACCGAGAGACCUUUAAUGAUUGGAAUUACACAGGUAGGUUCUCAACCAAUAAUUUCCGUUGCUUGGCUCCCAAUGUUGCGGUUACUUGUCACUUUGUCCAAAGAUGGAAGUAUUCAAGUAUGGAAAACGCGAGUAACAGUGAAUCCUAAUAGACCUCCAAUGCAAGCAAACUUUUUUGAGCCUGCUGCAAUUGAAUCCAUUGACAUCCCUCGCAUUCUUUCUCAGCAAGGGGGAGAAGCAGUUUAUCCACUUCCCCGAAUUAAGGCUUUAGAAGUACACCGAAAGUUGAAUCUAGCAGCAUUACUCUUUGCAAGCAUGAGUGGUGGAGACAAUCGGAAGAAUAGAGCUGCAUACACUAGAGAGGGACGGAAACAACUCUUUGCUGUUCUGCAAAGUGCAAGGGGUUCUUCAGCAUCUGUAUUGAAGGAAAAACUCUCAUCCCUUGGUUCGUCUGGCAUAUUAGCUGAUCACCAACUUCAGGCACAACUUCAAGAGCAUCAUUUGAAAGGCCAAAGUCAGCUUACAAUCUCAGACAUAGCAAGGAAGGCUUUUCUUUACAGUCAUUUCAUGGAAGGUCAUACAAAAACUGCUCCAAUAUCUCGGUUACCUCUAAUUACAAUUUUGGAUACAAAGCAUCAUCAAAUUAGUUGCUUCUUCAGUAUUCCUGGAAAUGUGGAAUUCCAUCCAAAGUACAUUGUCUACAGCAAAAAGCAGCACCUGUUUCUUGUUGUUUAUGAAUCCAUUGGUGCCACAAAUGAAAUAGUAAUGUAUUGGGAAAACAUGGAUUCUCAGUUGGCUAAUAGUAAAGCAACAACAGUUAAAGGUUCAGAUGCUGCCUUUGUUGGUCCUAACGAAAAUCAUUUUGCCAUUCUUGACGAAGAUAAGACUGGACUUUCUUUGUAUAUUUUGCCGGGAGCAGCUUCACAAGAAUCUCUUGGAAAGAAUGGAACCAUUGAGGAAAAUCAGUCAGUAGAUACUGAUGUUGCUUCUGUUAAGGGUCCAAUGCAAUUUAUGCUUGAAAGUGAAGUUGAUCGCAUCUUUUCGACUCCACUAGAGUCAACUUUGAUGUUUGCUUCUCAUGGGGACCAGAUUGGGUUGGCAAAACUUGUCCAAGGAUACCGCCUAUCAACUUCUGAUGGACAUUAUAUAUCUACAAAAGGUGAAGGUAGAAAAUCCAUCAAAUUGAAGCCAAGUGAGAUAGUGCUUCAGGUACAUUGGCAAGAAACGCUCAGGGGCUUUGUUGCUGGUAUAUUAACUACGCAAAGGGUGUUAAUUGUUUCGGCAGAUUUAGAUAUACUGGCCAACAGUUCUACUAAGUUUGAUAGAGGACUGCCUUCAUUUAGAUCCCUUCUGUGGAUUGGGCCUGCACUUCUCUUCUCUACUACCAGUGCUGUAUGUGUGCUUGGCUGGGAUGGAAAAGUGAGGACCAUAGUCUCUAUUAGUAUGCCUAAUGCAGUGUUGGUUGGAGCUUUGAAUGAUCGUCUGCUGCUUGCAAACCCAACAGAUAUAAAUCCCAGACAGAAGAAGAAAACUGAGAUCAAGAGUUGCCUUGUUGGGCUUCUCGAACCUCUUCUUAUUGGAUUUGCAACAAUGCAACAACAUUUUGAGCAGAAGCUUGACCUGCCAGAGAUCCUAUACCAAAUUACAUCGAGGUUUGACAGCCUACGUAUUACUCCAAGAUCACUUGAUAUUCUUUCCAGAGGUUCUCCAGUUUGUGGUGACCUUGCCGUGUCAUUGUCUCAAUCAGGACCCCAAUUCACUCAGGUGUUGCGAGGAAUCUAUGCAAUCAAAGCACUUCGUUUUUCUACUGCAUUGUCUGCAUUAAAAGACGAGUUUUUGCGUUCAAGAGACUAUCCACGAUGUCCCCCAACCUCACAUUUGUUCCACCGGUUCCGCCAGUUGGGAUAUGCAUGUAUCAAAUAUGGUCAGUUUGACAGUGCAAAAGAAACUUUUGAAGUUGUAGCAGAUUAUGAAAGCAUGCUUGAUCUUUUUAUAUGCCACCUUAAUCCUAGUGCAAUGCGGCGUCUUGCUCAGAAGUUGGAAGAAGAGGGUGCUGAUUCAGACUUGAGGCGAUUCUGUGAGAGGAUUUUAAGAGUACGCUCUACUGGGUGGACCCAAGGCAUAUUUGCAAACUUUGCUGCUGAAAGUAUGGUUCCUAAAGGAUCUGAAUGGGGCGGUGGGAACUGGGAAAUCAAGACACCCAUCAACCUGAAGAGCAUACCUCAGUGGGAACUGGCUGCAGAGGUGAUGCCUUACAUGAGAACUGAUGAUGGAACAAUCCCAUCCAUUGUUACUGAUCACAUUGGUGUUUAUUUGGGUUUAAUCAAAGGAAGAGGUAACGUUGUUGAAGUGAGAGAAGAUAGUUUAGUGAAAGCGUUUAAAGCUGAUGGUGGUGGUGUCAAGGCAAAUGGACUUCAGGCAUUUGUUGCUACAACUGCAUCAAACAAGCCUAAAGGGGCACCUGAUGGUGAAUCUAAAGGUGAUUCCUUGAUGGGUCUAGAAACUCUUUCCCAACAAUUUUCCAGUUCCAGUGCUGUAGAUGCUCAGGCAAAAGCUGAGGAAGAAUAUAAGAAAUCACUAUAUGGUGCUGCUGCCGAUGGGAGCAGCAGCGAUGAGGAAGGAACUUCAAAAACCAGAAGAUUACACAUUAGAAUUCGAGACAAACCAGUAGCAUCUUCUACAGUGGAUCUAAAUAAAAUUAAAGAAGCCACGAAGCAGUUGGGCCUUCCAAUGAGUAGGACCAAGUCAUUAACUAGUUCAUCCCCAGAUCUAGGCCUAAUUGUACCUCAACCUGCUCCUACAACCUCUGGAACUGUGACAGCUCCCGUUGUUCCUGUUUCUUCAGAUCCUUUUGGAACCAACUCAUUGGCUCAACCUGCAUCCACAUCACAGCCUGCUCCUACGGUAACGGGUGGUGGAGUUACAGCAGGUCCAAUCCCAGAGGACUUCUUCCAGGAUACUAUAUCAUCAAUUCAAGUUGCAGCAUCACUUCCUCCCCCUGGGACCAUCCUCUCAAGGCUAGGUCCAAAUUCUCAAGGAGCUGGAAGCAACAAUGUCCCAGCUAACCAGGUUAAUGUAGCUGCAGCUGAUACUAUACCCAGUGGUGGGAUACCCCGACAAACUGCGCAACAGCCAGUUACGUACGAGCCCGUUGGGCUUCCAGAUGGUGGAAUACCGCCCCAAUCCAUGCCUCAAUCUGCUGCUCUACCACAGCCUCAGAUUCAGAUGACUCCGCAGGUUCCCAUCUCUAGUCAGCCCCUUGAUCUCAGUGCUCUUGAACCUCCAGGAUCUGAAAUCUUAGGAAAAACUCCUGCACUUCCAGCUUCUCCAAAAGCUGUCCGUCCUGGGCAGGUUCCUCGUGGGGCUGCUGCUGCAUUUUGUUUCAAGACUGGACUUGCCCAUCUGGAGCAAAAUCAGCUUUCAGAUGCAUUAUCCUGUUUUGAUGAGGGCUUCCUAGCAUUAGCCAAGGAUCAAUCUCGUGGUGCAGACAUAAAGGCUCAAGCCACAAUUUGUGCCCAAUACAAGAUUGCUGUCACCCUUCUUCAGGAAAUAAACCGACUGCAGAAAGUUCAGGGUCCUAGCGCAAUUAGUGCAAAAGAGGAGAUGUCAAGAUUGUCACGCCAUUUGGGUUCAUUGCCUCUUCUUGCAAAGCACAGGAUAAAUUGUAUUCGAACUGCCAUCAAAAGGAACAUGGAUGUGCAGAAUUUUGCCUAUGCCAAGCAGAUGCUUGAACUACUACUCUCUAAAGCACCUCCCGGGAAGCAAGACGAGUUGAGAAGUCUGAUUGAUAUGUGUGUUCAGAGGGGCUUGUCCAACAAGUCUAUUGAUCCAUUAGAAGAUCCCUCCCAAUUCUGUGCAGCUACACUUAGCCGUUUAUCUACAAUUGGGUAUGAUGUUUCAUUAAAAGAUCAGAUGCAAUUGCUGGACCAGUCCCUUCGCCAUUUGGCUGAGGUCAAUAUACUAGCUACACUCCCCCGAAUUAAGGGGUGGAGCCGUGGAGUAUAG